GAAGCCCUUUAUGUGCAUCGAGUGUGGAACAUUUUUCCGUACAAUACAAAGCCUCCGAAAUCAUGAGAAUGUUCACAGAGGGGAAAAAAAGUUCAAAUGUUUAGACUGUGGGAAAUCAUUUGCUCUUUCAUCAACCCUUAGAAUUCACUGCAAAAUCCAUACGGGUGAGAAAUGCCACAAAUGCUCAGUGUGUGGGAAAUCUUUUAGACGGAAAGAUGGACUUGUGCGGCAUCAGAGAAACCACUUAGAGAAGCAAUAUAAAUGUCCAGAAUGUGGGAGAUCUUUUGGCUUCAAGACAAGCCUAAUGCGACAUCAGAGACUUCACACUGGAGACACACCCUUUCAAUGCCCACAAUGUGAGAAACGAUUUGUGGAGUCUGCUGGACUUCGGAGACAUCAGAAGAGGCACACGAGAGAGUUGCCCUAUAAAUGUGGGGAGUGUGGGAAAAGUUUUCUCACAGCAAAACUGCUUCAGGUUCAUCAGAGAAGCCAUUUAGAGAAGCAAUAUAAAUGCCCAGAAUGUGGGAGAUCUUUUGGCUGUAAGUCACAACUAAUUCGACAUCAGACUAUACACACCAGAGAAAGACCCUAUCAAUGCCCAGAAUGUGAGAAAACAUUUGUGGAUUCUUAUGAACUUCGGAGACACCAAAGGACACACACGGGAGAAAAACUAUAUAAAUGUAAUGAUUGUGAUAAAUGUUUUUCUGAGAAGAAAAAUCUUGUUCAACAUCAGAGUAUCCAUACAGGGGUGAAGCCCUUUAUGUGCAUCGAGUGUGGAACAUUUUUCCGUACAAUACAAAGCCUCCGAAAUCAUGAGAAUGUUCACAGAAGGGAAAAAAAGUUCAAAUGUUUAGAAUGUGGAAAAGCAUUUGGUCGUCCAUCAACCCUUAGAAGUCACUGCCAAAUCCAUACAGGUCAGAAAUCCCACAAAUGCCCACUGUGUGAGAAAUCUUUUACACGGAAAGAUGCACUUUUGAUACAUCAGAGAAACCACUUAGAGAAGCAAUAUAAAUGUCCUGAAUGUGGGAGAUCUUUUGGCUACAAGACAAGCCUAAUGCGACAUCAGAGACUUCACACUGGAGACACACCCUUUCAAUGCCCAGUAUGUGAGAAACGAUUCGUGGAGUCUUCUGGACUUCGGAAACAUCAGAAGACGCACACAGGAGAGUUGCCCUAUAAAUGUGGGGAGUGUGGGAAAAGUUUUCUCACAGCAAAACUGCUUCAGGUUCAUCAGAGAAGCCACUUAGAGAAGCAAUAUAAAUGUCCAGAAUGUGGGAGAUCUUUUGGCUACAAGGCAAACCUAAUGCGACAUCAGAGACUUCACACUGGAGACACACCCUAUCAAUGCCCACAAUGUGAGAAACGAUUUGUGGAGUCUGCUGGACUUCUGAGACAUCAGAAGAGGCACACGGGAGAGUUGCCCUAUAAAUGUGGGGAGUGUGGGAAAAGUUUUCUCACAGCAAAACUGCUUCAGGUUCAUCAGAGAAGCCACUUAGAGAAGCAAUAUAAAUGUCCGGAGUGUGAGAAAUCUUUUCAUUGCAAAUAUUAUCUUAGAAAACAUGAGAGGCUUCACAAAGAAGAGAAGCCUUUUCUACAUGUGCAGAAAAAUGAAAAGUGCCCAUAAUGUGAGAGGUGUUUUGGCAGAAAGUCAACCCGAAUUCAACAUCAGAGAGUUCACACCGGAGAAAGACCCUAUUAGUACCCAGAAUAUGGGAGGUGUUUUGGCCAGAAAUCAAUCCUAAUUCGAUAUCACUCUGGAGACAGACCUUAUCAAUGCCCAGAAUGUGAGAAAAGAUUUGUGGAGUCUGCUGAACUUCAGAGACAUCAGAAGGGAAACACAGGAGAGAGGCCCUGUAAAUGUGUGGACUGUGGGAAAGGUUUUUCCCCAAAAUAAUGGUUUGCACGGCAUGGAAAGUUCCAUACGCGAUUGAAGCCAUAGAGAUGCAUAGAAUGCGGUAAUGUUUUGCUCAAAAGCGAGACAUCAGGAAAAUCAUAUGGAAAAAGCCCUUAUAGGCCCAGAACAGUUUUUCAUAGUUGUUCAACCCUUAGAAGUCAUAUAAGGGUUCAUAAAGCGGGGGGGGGGGAUGGGAUAAUAAUAAUGAUGAUGUUGACAGUGUUGCACCAGCUUUGAUGGAGGUCAACAAGAGGAAGCUGUUAAAAGCACAGUAAACCAAGUAUUAAUAUAGGAAAACAGCGAUGCAAACUUGAGCUGACAGCUGGUGUAACAAAGCACUGCAUGGACAGUUCCUUGACAAGAUCCAAGGAAAAGUAAAUAAGGAAGAGACCUGGUUAUGGCUGACCAAUGAAACACUGAAGAAAGAAACGGAAGGCCUGAUUCUUGCAGCCCAAGAACAAGCCAUCAGAACGAAUGUAAUUAAAGCCAGAAUAGAAAAAUCUGCUGAUGACCCCAAAUGCAGAUUCUGCAAAGAAGCAGAUAAAAUCAUUGAUCACAUACUGAGCUGCUGCAAGACAAUAGCUCAGACUGACUACAAACAACGUCACAAUACAGUUGCUCAGAUGGGACACUGGAACUUGUGUCACAACUACCAUCUGCCUGCAGCAAAGAACUGGUGGGACCAUAAGCCUGAAAAAGUGAUCGAAAAUGAGCAUGCAAAACUACUGUGGGACUUCUGAAUACAGACUGACAAAGUUCUGGAACACAAUAGCCUGGAUAUUACGAUUGUGGAGAAGAAAAAAGUGUGGAUCGUCGACAUUGCCAUACCUAGUGACAGCAGAAUUGAUGAAAAACAACUUGAAAAACUUACCAAAUAUCAGUGUCGUGUCCCACUCCCCCUCUGACGGCCGGGUUGGGGAAGUCCGUAUCAAGCGUGCCUCUGCAGCUCUGCCAAAGUCCUAUCAGAGUUCUCAAGGCAGGCAGGAGACCAGGAAGUGACUUCAGCAAUCCAAGCUCUCAGCCUACCAGAUCCCACGGUUGUCCAUACUGCCCUUCUCCUGCAGGAUCUUUGUGGAAGAGGGGACUGACGGGACGGCAGCUCAAUAGAGUGGAAUGGCUGAAUUGGGCACCUAAUUUCGGCUUGGAGAACACAGAUUUGAGAUUCUAGAUAGGUAAUCUGUCCACAUAGACUACUAAUUUGUUUACAAAGAGGACAGUACCCAAAUCUGAAAAGAGUACUGCGAAAGACAGCUGCAAAACAAAUAUUUAUUUAUUUAGUCACAACAUCAUACAAAAAGAUUAUAUAGUAUAUACACAUAUAAACAUAUAUAGGAAGAAGAAAAGAAAAACAAUAGGACAGGAACGGUAGGCACGUUUGUGUGCUUAUGCACACCCCUUAUGGUCCUCUUAGGAAUGGGGUGAGGUCAAUAGUAGAAAGUUUUUGGUUAAAGCUUUUAGGAUUAUGGGAAGAGACCACAGAGUCAGGUAAAGUAUUCCAAGCACUGAUGAUUCUGUUGCAGAAGUCAUAUUUUCUGCAAUCUAGAUUAAAGCGGUUUACAUUAAGUUUAAAUCUAUUGGUUGCCCUUGUAUUAUUGCAAUUAAAGCUGAAGUAGUCUUUGACAGGAAGGACAUUACAAUAGAUGAUUCUGUGAGUUAAACUUAGGUCUUGUCGAAGGCGACGGAGUUCCAAGUUUUCUAAGCCUAGGAUUUCAAGUCUGGUGGGAUAAGGUAUUUUGUUGUUUUCAGAGGAAUGGAGAACUCUUCUUGUAAAAUAUUUCUGGACACGUUCAAUUGUAUUGAUGUCAGAGAUGUGGUGAGGGUUCCAAACAGGUGAGCUGUAUUCUAGAAUUGGUCUAGCAAAUGUUUUAUAUGCUCUGGUUAGUAGUGUGGUGUUUUUGGAAAAGAAGCUACGCAAAAUUAGGUUUACAACUCUUAGAGCUUUUUUUGCUAUGUAGUUGCAGUGGGCUUUGGCACUUAGAUCAUUUGACAUGAAAACUCCAAAGUCUUUAACGGGAUGGGGGUCGUCUGUAAGGUAAUGUCCAUCUAGUAUGUACUUAGUUUUAGGGUUCUUUUUUCCUAUAUGUAAGACUGAGCAUUUGCUGGUUGAAAUUUGGAGCUGCCAAUUUUUAGACCAAGUGGUUAGAUGAUCAAGGUCGUUUUGAAUGAUAGAAGUGUUGUCUGUGGUGUUAAAUAGUUUGACUAUUAUUACACUGAACUAAGCUGGUCAUUCUGAAAUAGAAUAAAAUCACAAUCUCAAGUGGACUAACCCUGAAUAUAUUAUUAUAUUAUAAAAAUAGAAACUCUCAGAUUGUGGGAGAGCAUUUUCUUGUGAACCAUCCUUUAAAAAUAACACUCUAAUCCAUGUAGGAAAGAUGCACUUUAAAUGUUUAAAGUGUGAUGUAUGGUUUGCCUGGAAAAAUACUCUUUCAGCAUCAGUAAAUUAUUACUGGAGAGAAAAUUUUAUCAGGGCUUAGAAUGUGGCAAAGAUUUUUAUCUGAUCUUCAGAUGCACAUGAAAAACCCAUACAGGAGGAAAACCUUACAAGUGUAUAACAUGAGAAUACUUUUCCUUGCCAGUUGGAACGUCUUGCCUCCUUGAGUUUGUCCAUUAAAAUUACCUCCUUGGAAAUUUUCUUGCAAAAAAAAUCAAGUAGGACAUUGUAGCAGAUAAUUUUAUGAAUUACGCUUAGGUCAGAUUGAAGGCGGCGUAGUUCUAAAUUGUCUAAACCCAAAAUUUCAAGCCUAGUGGCAUAAGAUGUUCUGUUGCGAGCAGAGGAGUGGAGGACUCUUCUCAUGAAAUAUCUCUGGACUCACUCAAUUGUAUUAAUGCAGUGCGGGUUCCAGACAGAUGAGCUGUAUUUGAGAAUUUGUCUGGCAAAUGUUUUGUUUGCUCUAAUUAGUAGUUAAAUAUUACCAGAGAAGAAGCUAUGCAAGAUUAGGUUAACAACUCUUAAUGCCUUUCUGGCAAUGUUGUUACAGUGGGCUUUGGCAUUUAGAACAUUAGAUAUGAGUACUCCAAGUCAUUGACAGAGUGAGGGUCAUCUACAAGGUCAUGUCCACUCAAGUUUGUAUUUUGUGUUCUGAUUCUUUUUGCCAAUGUGUAAGACAGAGCAUUUGUUGGUUGAGAUUUGAAGUUGCCAAUUAUUUGUCCAUUCUGACACAAAGUCAAGGUCUUUUUGAAGGGUAGCAACAUUGUCGGUGGUGUUAAAUAGUUUUACAUCAUUGAUGAAGAGAAUUCAGUUGCUUAUAAUAUGAUCGCAAUGGUCAUGUAUGUAAAGUAUAAAGAGUAUUGGUUCUAGAACGCUGCCUUGAGGGACACCACUAUUAACAGGUGCAGGAUUUGAUAGGGCACUACUUAUUUUGACCACUUGUUGUCUGUUCGACAGGAAUACAGCUAUCCAGUUAUGUAGGGGUCCAGAGAUCCCAUAGGAUUUUAGUCUUAGGAGUAGUUUGUUGUGUAUCACUGAAUCAAAAGUUUUACAGACGUCUAUGUAAAUUGUGUCUAUUGCUUUGCCCUGAUCAAGUUAUGUAGUCCAUAUGUUUUUGAAGUGUAGAAGUUGUAGAUUACAGGAUAAUUUUUUUCUGAAACCAAUUUUUUAGAGAGUAGGUUGUUUGUUGGGGGUUUUGACAGAAAAGGGGGGAAAGCUAAGGUUUCUGCUAAAACCUUGCAAGCCAUCAAAAGUCUCUUUUUAGUUGGGCAGGAUUAACAAAUCCAGGAAAUAAAUAGAAUCAUAGAAUAUGUAUCCUAAAGCACAACAGAGGCCCAGAGGUAAGAAGCGCUUUGCUGAUAAUUUUGUGUUAAGUUUAAAAGAUCUUUUGGAAGAAAUCAAAAUAUUAAUGGAAACAGAUUUUUAGUGCAUUAGCUGGUUUUCAAUGCAAUAGCUAAUAGACAAAGUAGUUGACCAAAAUAGGAAAACAGAAGAGAAAAUAGAAUUGAUGGGGAAAAGUGAUUUAAAAGAAAUGAUACAAAAGUAAGACAUUUGGAUAUUGUUACAAAGAAUACGAAUUCAGUGUCAAAAUAAUUGUGAUAAGGCAUGGAAUCAUAUUGAAAAAGAUGUGUUCAGAUGGGAAAAUAAUACAAUUGUCACUGAUUAUAGAAGUUCUAUGAUUUAAGAAAGAUAAGAAUCUUGAGGAAUGGCAGAAGGGAAUUAAUAAAUUUAUAUGGGAAGAUAAAAAAGCUAGGGUUAAAAUGAAAAUAAUUCAAGAUUCCCGGGAAAGGGGAGGUUUAAAAAUGCCCAAUUUUAAAUUAUACUAUGAAGCAGCUGCUCUCUCUGUAAUAAGUGAUUGGUUUAAUUUAACGGAGGAAAGAAUUUUGAAUAUAGAAGGUUAUGACUUGCUAUAUGGAUGGCAUGCAUAUUUAAUUUAUGACAAAAAAGUGGAUAAGGCCUUUAAAAAUCAUGUGUUAAG
Molecule: messenger RNA, 6300 nt
Organism: Ahaetulla prasina
Lineage: Eukaryota; Metazoa; Chordata; Lepidosauria; Squamata; Colubridae
Product: zinc finger protein 420-like
Exons: 2
Coding region: 11-1624 (537 amino acids)
Biological process (GO): negative regulation of transcription by RNA polymerase II
Molecular function (GO): DNA-binding transcription repressor activity, RNA polymerase II-specific
Source: RefSeq, a predicted model, not a curated record